UUUUUGUGUGCGUCGCCGUUGCGUUAGUCAGUUCAGUUCCUGUUUGUUGGUAGAAUUGGUGUGGUUAUGUGCCGUUUAUUUACAUUACGAUACCUGUUGCUUUUCACACGUUUAUUAUUUAAAUAAAACAUGAACAAUUACAUAGACUGUUGAGUGUCGUACAUAAAAUGAGUGAUUAUUUCGUGUAGAUUCGUACAAUGGGAUUGUUAACUUCGAAAGAAGAGACUGCGACACAGCAGCAGCAGCAGCACAAUAAUUUAUCCGACAGGCCCGAAAGCAUUAUAUCUUCGAAAUAUGGGCACGGAAGGCAGCCGAGUAUACGCGCUAAAUCGAAACGGCCCAUGCCAGAUCCCAACGAGCUCGAAAGGAGGUUUACGGAAGUUUUGGCUUCCAUGGAUCUGCCACCUGACAAAGCGAAAUUACUGAAAAACUACGAUUUCGAAAAGAAGUGGGACAUUAUCUGUGAUCAGGAGAUGGUUCAGGCCAAAGACCCUCCAUCCUAUUAUCUUCAUAAAUUACGCACAUAUUUAGAUCCAAAAGCUUCCAGAAGUCAUCGAAAAAGAAAAAUGGUGGGGGAUUCCACAUCGACGCAGGUACUACGCGACUUGGAAAUCUCGCUGCGCACAAAUCACAUCGAGUGGGUACGCGAGUUUCUAAACGAGGAAAAUUUAGGCUUGGACGUUCUCAUAGACUAUUUAAGCUUCAGAUUAGGAAUGAUGAGGCACGAGCAGCGCAUUACCGAAUCGCGAACCGGAUCCGAGGAACGUCUCAAUGUAACCAUGCAAACGACGGCCCCGCACAAUACGAACACCAUCGAAAAGCAAAACGGUCACGUGCGCGGUCAGAGCGAGGUGACCGAUAGUCCGAGCAUAAAGAGAAGGUCGAAGCAUGUAGCCAAGUUGAAUAUGGGGGAGUCUAAGGAUGACAUUCACGUUUGUAUCAUGUGUAUGAGGGCAAUUAUGAAUAAUAAGUACGGUUUCAACAUGGUGAUACAACAUCGUGAGGCAAUCAAUUGCAUAUCCCUUAGUUUAAUUCACAAAAGUCUGCGUACAAAAGCCUUAGUAUUAGAGUUACUCGCCGCGAUAUGUCUGGUUAAAGGGGGGCACGAAAUAAUUUUAUCCGCAUUUGACAACUUCAAGGAGAUAUGCCAGGAGCGGUACAGGUUUCAGACCCUUAUGGACUACUUUAUAAAUUACGAAGUGUUUCACAUAGAAUUUAUGGUAGCUUGCAUGCAGUUUGUUAAUAUUGUAGUGCACUCAGUGGAAGAUAUGAAUUUUAGGGUCCAUUUGCAAUACGAGUUUACCGCUUUGGGCUUAGACGAAUACCUGGAAAGAUUGAGGCAUACGGAAAGCGAAGAACUGCAAGUGCAAAUAUCCGCCUAUUUAGACAACGUGUUUGAUGUGGCCGCUCUCAUGGAAGACAGUGAAACAAAGACGGCGACCUUAGAAAAGGUAGCCGAAUUGGAAGACGAAUUAGGCCAAGCGCAUGACCGGUUACACGAACUGGAGAGCGAGUCUCUCGCGAAGUUUGCCGAAAUUGAAACGGAAUUCGCCAAAAUGAGGCAGGAAAGGGAUGAGUUGCUGGAAAAACGGAGAUUAGUCGACGAAGAGGUCACUACGUUAAGGCGAGCCGUGCAGCACCACGAGCAGGAAUCGAAAAAUCGACAAUCUUUGCUGGAAUCGAAGAUUAUGCAACUCGAGUCAAUUACCAAAAGUCUUCCGAAGGGAGCGUCAAUUGCCGGUUUGGCUGAAAUCCUGCAGAUGACCCCUCCGACUUCAUCUGGAGAUUCCACGGAAUCGAACACACCUGUGAUAUCUACACCAUCACCGGCCCCGCCUCCUCCACCGCCUUGUCCGCCCCCGCCACCUCAACGUGUGUCGUCAGUUCCUAUUCCCCCGCCCCCCGCCGGUCUAAUGCAGGCGCCCGACGGCGCGAUGACGAUCAAACGCAAAGUACAAACCAAAUACAAACUUCCUACAGUCAAUUGGAUACCGCUCAAGCCAAACCAAGUACGAGGUACCGUCUUCAACGAGCUCGACGACGACAGACUGCACAACAGCAUAGACUUCGUCGACUUCGAAGAGCGCUUCAAGAUUGGCAAUAUGGGCGUUUUAAAUAACAGCGCGUGCGAGGUGGACGGUCUGUCGUCGUUCCCGAGUAAGCGAUUUAAGAAGCCCGAAAACGUCACCUUACUCGAGCAUACGCGUCUACGCAACAUCGCCAUCUCGCGGCGAAAGUUGGAGAUGCCCGUGGAUAAAGUGACGAAUGCGAUCAACAUGUUGGAUUUGAAGCAGUUGUCGCUCGAGAACGUCGAAUUGCUACAGCGUAUGGUGCCUACGGAACAAGAGUGUAAGGCGUAUCGAGAGUACGUCAUAGAAAAGAAGAAUGUCAAUAUAUUAACGGAGGAGGAUAAGUUUUUGAUGCAUUUAACUAAAGUCGAAAGGAUAUCUGCAAAAUUGUCAAUUAUGAGUUAUGUGGGCAACUUUUAUGACAACAUACAUUUAAUUGCACCGCAAGUACACGCAGUAAUUUCCGCUUCCAAUUCCGUUAAAAAUUCGAAAAAACUUAGAUCGGUAUUAGAAAUAAUCCUGGCCUUCGGAAAUUACCUAAACAGUAGCAGGAGAGGUCCAGCUUAUGGCUUUAAACUGCAAUCUUUGGAAUCCCUAUUGGAUAUAAAGUCGACUGAUAAACGCAUGUGCCUUCUACAUUACAUAGUCACGACGAUUCGACAGAAAUUCCCAGAAUUACUGAACUUCGAGUCCGAUCUCUUAUAUAUCGAGAAAGCUGCCAGUGUGUCACUGGAAAAUGUGGUAACUGACGUGCACGAAUUGGAAAAGGGAAUGGAUAUUGUACGAAAGGAAUCCGACACUAGGGGUAAGGGUGCGCAAAGCGUCGUGUUGAAAGACUUCCUAUCGAAUUCCGAGGAGAAAUUGAGAAAAUUGCGGAACGACGCGAAGGUUGCGCAGGAAUCGUUUAGGGAGUGUGUCGAAUAUUUCGCAGAGUCAUCACGUACUACUGAUGCAAACACUUUCUUCUCACUGCUCGUUCGUUUUGCAAAAGCGUUCAAGGUUGCAGAUCAAGAGAAUGAGCAGAGGCGGAGGUUAGAAUUGGCAGCUCAAAACUCCAAUAAAGUCAACGAGGAUGUGAUUAAACGAAAUAAAAUCAAUCAGAAAAAACAACAGGAAGCGGUAAUAAACGAACUGAAGCACAAAACGAGAAUGGUGCAGGAGAAAAAAUUACUGCAUCAAGACGAAGUAUACAACGGGGCCUUAGAGGAUAUACUUUUAGGAUUAAAAAGUGAGCCUUACCGACGUGCCGACGCCGUUAGGAGAAGUCAACGGCGGCGAAUUGACAAUAAUCGACUCUCUAAAACGAUGGAGGAAAUGGAAUUUUAGCGAUCCAGUGAACAACGGGCAAUUAACCAAAUACUUAUGACAAUUCUGAGAUACAGAAGUAAAAAAAGAAAUAUAGUGUACAUAUUUUUAUUAUAAAUUAUUGUCAAAU
This is a messenger RNA of Photinus pyralis (common eastern firefly), 3504 nucleotides long. RefSeq names its product formin-like protein. The transcript is spliced from 13 exons. Gene Ontology annotation, cellular component: cytosol. Gene Ontology annotation, biological process: cortical actin cytoskeleton organization; regulation of cell shape; cell migration. Bases 198 to 3395 code for a protein of 1065 amino acids. Lineage: Eukaryota; Metazoa; Arthropoda; Insecta; Coleoptera; Lampyridae. The record is from RefSeq and is a predicted model, not a curated record. Gene Ontology annotation, molecular function: small GTPase binding; actin filament binding.